Messenger RNA from Microstroma glucosiphilum, 1908 nucleotides. RefSeq names its product Arginase/deacetylase. The record is from RefSeq and is a predicted model, not a curated record. Gene Ontology annotation, molecular function: histone deacetylase activity. Gene Ontology annotation, biological process: chromatin organization. NCBI's taxonomy places the organism in Eukaryota, Fungi, Basidiomycota, Exobasidiomycetes, Microstromatales, Microstromataceae. The transcript has 3 exons. The coding region runs from base 1 to 1908 and encodes 635 amino acids. Gene Ontology annotation, cellular component: histone deacetylase complex.
AUGGCAGACGUCCCGCAGGCUCAAGGCAGCUCAGAUACCCUCGUCGUCCCUCUUCACACCGGCCUCGUCUACUCGUCCAUCAUGAUGCUCCACGCCGAACCCGUCUUGGUCACCAGAGAGGCUCACGAGGGCCAUCCAGAAGCUCCAGAGAGGAUAUCAAGGGCAUUUCAGGUACUCAAGGACAAUGGAUGUGUCAAGAGGAUGAAGAGGAUACAGCCUAGAGAAGUGGAGAGGGACGAGGUCGCAUUGGUACAUGAUCUCGGAGUGUGGGAAGGAGUUUGGAGAAGUCAAUUCUAUACCCGGUCUGCGCUCUUCGAGGUCACAAAGCUCUUCGGCGAGCAAUCCUCCCUGUACAUCAACGAGCAUACCUUUCGCUGCGCACGUCUCUCCUGCGGAGGCGUCAUCGAACUCUGCGAUGCCGUCUGCUCCGGAAAGAUCCGCAACGGCUUUGCUAUCGUCCGACCUCCAGGGCAUCACGCUGAGCCAGACCGCUCAAUGGGCUUCUGCAUGUUCAACAACGUCGCAGUGGCUGUGAGAUGGAUCAAGGAAAAGUACGGCGGAGAGGAAGUGCCGAAGGAAAAGCGUAUCAAGAAAAUCCUCAUCCUAGAUUGGGACGUGCAUCAUGGCAAUGGUACACAAAAGGCAUUCGAGGAGGAUGCAGACGUCCUGUUCAUCUCCUUACAUCGCUACGAGAACGGUGAAUUUUACCCCGGCUCCACCUACGGCGCUUCGGCCUCAGUGGGCUCCGGCCCAGGCAAAGGCUUCAGCAUCAACAUCCCCUGGCCUACUGCCGGCAUGGGAGACGGAGAGUACCUAUACGCCUUCCACCACAUCGUCAUGCCCAUCGCCGCCGAAUUCGGCCCGGACCUGGUCAUGAUCUCUGCCGGAUUUGACGCUGCCAAGAACGACCCCCUGGGUGGCUGUCUAGUCACACCGAUCGGGUAUGCUCAGAUGACGUACAUGCUCAUGGGGCUUGCUGAUGGCAAGCUCGUCGUGGCACUAGAGGGUGGCUACAAUGUGGAUGCGCUAGCCAAUUCGGCUCUCGCAGUGACGCGGACCAUCCUGGGAGAUUCUGUGCCUUCGCACGAGUCGCUUCCCUCUGCUUCUGCAGUCGCAGUCAACACCAUGCGUCUGGUCAAGAGGGACGUCUCUGAGUACUGGAAGUGCAUCGACUCCUCUCCUCUGGACCCAAUUCCGACACACGAGGAAGGCCUGCCAAAAGUGUCCAUCUCUGAGCUUCUCCAAGCGCACCGCCAGUAUCAAAUUGCCAAGAAAUUCCAGCUUUCCGAGCUUCCCGUCAUCGGCAACCUCGCAGAGGAGUGGGGCGCUCAUGCCCUCUGCAGUGGGGAUCUCAUGGAGCGCAAGCCCGCCCACGAGGCCAUCGUCCUCUUCGUGCACGACAUGGGUUCUCUCCGCGCAGGCAACGAGCGACCCAAUUUAGCCCUGGUUCCCGAAGCAGAAUCGGCCUAUCUAGUCGACUCUUCCUCGCUUGUCCUAGAAUGGGCCAGCAAGAGGGGCUUCGCAGUCGUAGACGUCAACCUCUUCACAACGGCAGGACAGCGGGGGAAAGCCACUUCUUUGGAGUUCCUCGAAUUCAUCUGGGACAAUUACAUCGAGCUGAGCGAAUGUCCACGCAUCGUCAUUCUAUCCCACGCAGGAGCCGUCUCUCCCGUCCUCUCCCUCCUGCACUCCCGCAGAUUGGACAAGGACCCGCGCGUAAGAGCCCUCGCGUCGACAAUGGGACACGAAAGCGUCCCAAUGGUCGGGCGGGACGAGGCUGAACUCCGCAAGUGGUACUUGCGUAAUGCGAGGGUGUUCCUACCAGAGACGCACAGCUGGUGGAGUCAAGAGGAAGAGCUCAAAGCGUUGCCAAUUGGCCUUGAGGAGGAGGGCCGCCUUGAAGAGUAG